Molecule: messenger RNA, 13382 nt
Organism: Biomphalaria glabrata
Lineage: Eukaryota; Metazoa; Mollusca; Gastropoda; Planorbidae
Exons: 18
Coding region: 2390-8800 (2136 amino acids)
Source: RefSeq, a predicted model, not a curated record
UAGCCUACAAAAAAAGUUUUAUAUUGACAAAAACAGAUUUAAAAAGCUACCGCACUGGACUACAUUGUUGGAUUUAACUAAAUGUGUUCAUAUUUACUGUCUAAGUAGAUUCUAGAUCUAGAGAAUUAAAACAUAAACAUUUGUGACAAUACAUGUCUAUAUUUCUUCUAGUACGGAGUGAUACAUAGGACGGAAUAAAUACAGUUCCCUUUAUUUUGUGGUCAACAUUUCUUGGAAAAGUAUUCUUUAUCUUUAACUUGUUUCGUGGCAAUCUCCCACAAGGUGUCAAGGGCCGCAUGUCACGGGCCGCAUGGUGCGCUAAAAAUUCGUCAGUUUAAUGAAACUGAACUUCAGCGUCUGCACAGCAUCAAGGGUUGAGUAUGGCCUGAGAUCUGUUGCAUGGAUAUCACUGAUCUAGAUAAAAUAUUUUGUUUCUAAUGAGACCUAUUCUGUUGAAUGAUCACACCUACCAGCAACAAAGUUUUGAAACGUCGUGAAAUUGUGGACGUGUUCUUCGCCUCAACUUGACAGAUCUAAGACAUUUCUGGAAGGUUUCAACUCUAAUUGCCUGAACUAUCCUAAUUGUGUAAUAAAGUGUCCCUCUCAGACUGUCCUGAUGGAGAAGUCUAAGCAUUUUAUAUCCUCUAGACGUAGACCUCUAAAACGAAAUGUAGAACUUUGCUAUAUUUUUUUUUUUAAAUGAGAAGUAAGUUUAGCACAGAUAUGUCCAAACCAUGUCCUGACUACGUUUCUUCGACCACUUCCGCUCCGUGACGCAGUUCAAUCCAGCCCCUCCAAACGUUUGUCCGGGGGGGGGGGGGAAGGCAUAAUACAGUCGCAGAAAAUCAGUUCCAGUAGUCUCGACAUGUUUGUUUGUGUGUGAAACAUUCUCUAUACCCAGCUUACCCAGGACAAAAGAGACCACUGGUUUAUCUAUACCCAGCUUACCCAGGACAAAAAGAGACCACUGGUUUAUCUAUACCCAGCUUACCCAGGACAAAAAGAGACCACUGGUUUAUCUAUACCCAGCUUACCCAGGACAAAAAGAGACCACUGGUUUAUCUAUACCCAGCUUACCCAGGACAAAAAGAGACCACUGGUUUAUCUAUACCCAGCUUACCCAGGACAAAAAGAGACCACUGGUUUAUCUAUACCCAGCUUACCCAGGACAAAAAGAGACCACUGGUUUAUCUAUACCCAGCUUACCCAGGACAAAAAGAGACCACUGGUUUAUCUAUACCCAGCUUACCCAGGACAAAAAGAGACCACUGGUUUAUCUAUACCCAGCUUACCCAGGACAAAAAGAGACCACUGGUUUAUCUAUACCCAGCUUACCCAGGACAAAAAGAGACCACUGGUUUAUCUAUACCCAGCUUACCCAGGACAAAAAGAGACCACUGGUUUAUCUAUACCCAGCUUACCCAGGACAAAAAGAGACCACUGGUUUAUCUAUACCCAGCUUACCCAGGACAAAAAGAGACCACUGGUUUAUCUAUACCCAGCUUACCCAGGACAAAAAGAGACCACUGGUUUAUCUAUACCCAGCUUACCCAGGACAAAAAGAGACCACUGGUUUAUCUAUACCCAGCUUACCCAGGACAAAAAGAGACCACUGGUUUAUCUAUACCCAGCUUACCCAGGACAAAAAGAGACCACUGGUUUAUCUAUACCCAGCUUACCCAGGACAAAAAGAGACCACUGGUUUAUCUAUACCCAGCUUACCCAGGACAAAAAGAGACCACUGGUUUAUCUAUACCCAGCUUACCCAGGACAAAAAGAGACCACUGGUUUAUCUAUACCCAGCUUACCCAGGACAAAAAGAGACCACUGGUUUAUCUAUACCCAGCUUACCCAGGACAAAAAGAGACCACUGGUUUAUCUAUACCCAGCUUACCCAGGACAAAAAGAGACCACUGGUUUAUCUAUACCCAGCUUACCCAGGACAAAAAGAGACCACUGGUUUAUCUAUACCCAGCUUACCCAGGACAAAAAGAGACCACUGGUUUAUCUAUACCCAGCUUACCCAGGACAAAAAGAGACCACUGGUUUAUCUAUACCCAGCUUACCCAGGACAAAAAGAGACCACUGGUUUAUCUAUACCCAGCUUACCCAGGACAAAAAGAGACCACUGGUUUAUCUAUACCCAGCUUACCCAGGACAAAAAGAGACCACUGGUUUAUCUAUACCCAGCUUACCCAGGACAAAAAGAGACCACUGGUUUAUCUAUACCCAGCUUACCCAGGACAAAAAGAGACCACUGGUUUAUCUAUACCCAGCUUACCCAGGACAAAAAGAGACCACUGGUUUAUCUAUACCCAGCUUACCCAGGACAAAAAGAGACCACUGGUUUAGUACAUUUGUUACUGAAGCUACAGCAAAACUUAAAGAGAUGACUGGUAUAAGUCAACGGCAGAAGCGAUCAGAUCAGUUAGAUCUUGCAACAAUUGCUUGUGGUUUAUUGUCUUAUGAAGCAUAUGGAAAUUACAAUGAUACCACAGAUAACUUUAAUACCUUUCAGCAAACAGACUCAAUAUUUCAUGAACAUGGUUCAGUUAUGGAUGCUAAUUAUUUUGGGAACAUGUGUGAUGUUUCUUCUGAAAAUUUAACUUCUAACACACCCAGUGAAUCAAUGUUACAUCUAGAUGUACAUAACUUACAGACUUAUCCUAUGAAUAGUUUGUUCAUUGAUAGUAAAGACAUGCAAGAGCCAUCAAGUUUUGUGCCUUCAUAUUUGCAUAGUGCCCAAAGCUCUGAACAUACAGCUCUAAAUGGUCUUUCUAGGGAUCACUCACAUCAUACGUCACCAAAACUUCUCAGUCAAAAGCCUGUACAUCUAAAUUCAUAUACGACUCCCAAUAACAGCGUUUUAAAAUCUAAACCAGAGCUUUUGUCCACCAUGAGAAGCAAACAUAAUAGUGGGCAGUUAUUUGCACCUGACAAUUGUUACAAUAGUCUCAAUCAGUCCAGCAUUGGUGAGCUCUGGGGGAAUAGCAAUGUGACACCAGAAACAUGGGCCCUGAAUCAGCACUUAUCUCAUAGCCCUGUAAAUAACACUAAACUUUUAGAUGCAGCCAAUGUCGAGUCCAAUUUACACAGCACUAGUAGCAGUGAUGUUAGAUCAACACAGAUCAAGAAAAGAAAUAGACAUUCGAGGAAGAAAAGAAACAAAACAACAUCUGAGUGUAGUGGUCAGGGCAAUUAUUUACCUGAAAUUGGUGUGAAAGAAGAUAGAUUAGUGACUGGAAAUAGCAGUGUGGUCGAUUCAUAUAAUAUUGAUCAUUUUGGCUCAUUGGAGCCACACGGAGCUAACACUGGCUCUUUAGUGGACCCUCAUAAGAAUAGAUCAGAAGAAAGGCUGGAAGACAGUGUGAGUCGUUUUAUUGAUUCAAGUGCUUUUUCAGUAAAGUCUAGUAAUAAUGAAAUGAGAAGUUUACCACAAGGUACAGAACUUACUUGUAAUAAUUUUCUAAUAGAAAAUUCUGGGUUGCCUUCUCCUGGUCUCAAGUCCCCUGAUCAUGAUAAGAGCCUAUCAUCAAUGUUGGAUAGCAAAAAACAAUCUAAUCCAGAUCUAGUACCUGCUGAAACUUGGUCUGGUAGUCAUGACAACAGCCUUCCUUACUCUUAUGACCCACUUGACCCAUUGGGCUGGAAUGUUUUUUUAACCAAUCAUUUCAACUCUGAACCUAAGACUCAGAGGUUAAAAGAAAAAGGUCAUGCAGCUGAUAAGAAACAGUCAAAUGUACAGUCAAACUCUAAGCCUCCUUGGGCAGAAAGUGACAACACAGCCAAGCCACGCGUAUUGAAAGUAUCUCCAUCAAAAUCUAAGUCAAGUAGACUUUUAUCUAAACCUAGAAUUACAGUAUCCCCUUUGUCUCUGACUUCUACAGCAUUCACUUCAACAGCAGCAUCAGAUGCUAGGCAGACAGGAGUGAUUAAUUCUCAAGAAAAUAAAGCAGUCAGCAUGGAUCACCUAGUUACUUUGGAGGCUGAAACCUGUGUCAUAAAAACACCCGGUGAAUUUAUGAGUGUUGGUGACAGGGCCAAAAGGAGGUGGCCCAAUGGACGCAUAUCAAGUAUCAACUCUGCUAAAGAUGCCUCACCUCCUGCAGUUGUGAUGUCUCAGGCUCAAAUAGCUCGAGGGGUCAGUAAAGUGAAGCCUCCAUUGCUGGCACCAGAGCCUGACAGGGACUACAGGAAUAGGAUAAGCAUACGUGGCAUCAAGUCUCCCAUUGAUAUCAUAGGCAUGUAUGUUUCAGAAAAGCAUCCAGUGCUGGUAAUAAUUAGAGGAUUACCAGGAAGUGGGAAGUCCUAUCUGGCAAGGUUACUAAUGGAAAAGGCUUCUAAAAUGGGCAGUCAGGGUGUCAUCCUUUCUACUGAUGAUUUUUUCAUGAAACAGGAUGUGUAUGUCUACAACAAAAGUGAUUUGGGCACGGCGCAUGAUUGGAAUAAACAGAGAGCACUUACCUAUGUUAAAGAGGGUAUAUCACCAAUCAUUAUUGACAAUACAAACACAACUCUCUGGGAAUUCCUGCCCUAUGCUGAACUAGCUUUAAACCACAAGUAUGAUGUUCAGAUUAUGGAGCCAAACACUGAAUGGAAGUCUAAAGUCAUAGAACUGAGUCGUAAAAACACUCAUGGCGUGGCUAAGGAGCACAUAGUCAGGAUGAAGGAAAGAUAUGAAAAAGUCACACUUGAAGCUCUCAUUAAGGCUGCUGGCGCAUCUUUAAAAAAGAAGAAUGGUCACUCUUCAGUAGAGACCCAAGCUUUGAUAAGUCAGCCUCAUCAAGAAAGUCAAAAAGUCACACAUGGGAUAAAACCUCAUCUGAAUGUAUCACAUCAAGGGAGUCUCUUGCAAGGUCCAAACCUUGGUGCUGUUUAUGGAGAAAGUAAUAAAAUUAUAGUCCCAAAGAAAACUUCUCAGAAACAUUUGAAAGCUAAUCGGCAAACUGUGACAGCUUCAUUGCAGAAUACAGAAUUAGGCAGAAACUCUCAGACUCCUCCCUGGUAUCAACCAAUGGGGUCUCAGCCAAACAUGGUGCAUCAGGUUUCUCCCACUAACAAGCAUCAGGAGGUCACCACCGGCAUAGAACCUGAUGUAAAGCCUCAAGAGUCUGAUCUCCCCCCGCUCAAUAGCUUUCAUGAAACUUUCUCUGAGUGGUGCAGUGCCAAAGGUCAAAGGACACGCAGGUCACAGAAAAAGGUUGAGACUGUAAACAAAACAGAGGCCAGUCCAAGUAAGAUAACUCCAGAAUUUCUGAGCCUGUCACUGAAAGAAGCCUGGGGUAACUUAAGUAAUGAAAAAUGUGUGCUGAUAGAUAAGUGUGUUAGUGCAUCGAAUACAUUAAAAGAUGUUGGCAGUGAUGUGCUCUCACAGUUAGACAGUCUGAGUCAAGCAGUCAAGAGUUUGUCAGUGAAUGAUACCAAUAGAUCAUCAAAACCUCUGGAUGCAAGUAAGGAUUUUAAUCCAACGCAUGAAGAAAGUUGUGCUGGUAACGUUGCCAGCAAUGAAAAGGACAUUGAUGUCAAUAUAGAAGAUGGCUAUGAUGAUAUCAAUGACUACAUUGAAGACUCACCUUUGAACUUGGUGGAAAGUAGUUCCCACUUUGACAACUCUUACAGUACUGGUGACUCCUCAAUAGCCUGCUGCAGUAGUGAAGAAUCUAUGGUGAACAAAUAUAACAAAGACAUUUUUGGUGUGGGAGGUGAGAGUGAAUUCACAGUAGACGUUCUAGCUCAAAGUGAGUUUCCUCAGUUGAAGCUGGAUAUUGUAACUGAUCAGGUUACAGAAGAAGUUGUCAACACUCCUGCAACUGUUGUUAGUGCUUUUGAAUUUAACCCUAGACCAGCUAUGAACAUCCAGGAGGAGGCUGUCAAAUAUUUCAUGAAUCCAGGAAGUGUUAGUAGCUCAUCUAGCAUCUCCACUCUUUCAAAUGAGUCCAGCGAUAAAGAUGUUGACACCACUAGUUCCUUCAUUGCUACCUCUUCAUUGUCAACAUCAUCGUUAUCUUCUGCUGACCAUAAUCUUAUGCAUGAUCAACCUAAGACUUCAUCGGAUGCUUGCGUUGAUGUAGAUACCAACCAUGUGAGUAGUUUUGCUGGCUCCACUGUUCAGACAUGUUAUCUGGCAUCUCCUUUGGUCAGCUACACUGAUUCUGAAGAGGAAGACCACUCUGCAACUGAUGGACUUGGUGUAAGAGAGUCUAAACAUGUGGAAGAAGGCAAAACAAAUCCACCACAUAGCGACUCUAAUAACAUGCUAUUAUCAUCAGAACAUAAAAACAGCGCAGAGAAUUCUGCUUCAAGCAGGGAACAGAGUCCACCAUCAGAUAGAAACUCUCAGAUAAAACCACAAAAAAAGAAAAGACAAAGAAAAGGGAGACAAACUGAACCAUUCAUUGAAGACUCCCUGAAGGCAAAGUCUAAAUUACAAAACUGGAGCACUUUUUACAAGCAGCACACAGAUGGCCUGGCCCCCUCUGAAGAGACUCCCAUCUUGGAAAAGAUGCAUCCAUCCAGCAGUCCUGUGUCACCAUUAACAGAAACCAAAGCAUCUUCUACACAGAGUGAGCCAUACAUUUUUAGCCUCUUAUACAAAGUCAACUCUAGCGCCUUCAAUAAGUUCCAGCCUAUAGAUUUAUCCCUGAGUAAUAUUACCCUAGUGAAUGUUUCUUCCAGUGUCAAUAGAAGAAAAAGUUCCAAAAAUGAAGUCAUCCUUAGAAAAUCUGGCACCAUGGACAGAAGCACCAACACAGAUGAUGCCUUGGAAAAAGAGGAAAUUGAUUUAGAGACAUUGCAGAAUUGUUUUCCAGAGUACUCUAAACGCCAUUUAGAAGAGGUCAUGAACCUUUAUCACAAUGACAUUGAGUGGGUCAGCAGUUACCUAUUGGAAGCUCCGGCAUUCUCUGACCUGGUCAAAGAUGAGAAUUCUGAGGAUCAGCUGCCUCCUGAAAAGCCAAAGAUCAACACGUUAAAGUCUCUGGCAGAACUAUGUAGCUCUGUUGCACGUCACAACAAUCACUUAGAUCAGGAUGACAUUGAAAUGAAGGUCAUUCAGGCAGGAGAAAACAGGCUUCAGAAAAUUGAGAGCUUUGGCAGGUCUCGCCUUCUUAGCACAGAAAGGGGCCAAUACUACGACAGUUGGGAGGAUCGCUUCGUACUAGAAGAUUUUCAAGGAACAGUUGCAAGCAAAGAUUGCUGGAGCAGUUCACCAAUGACCCACUAUAAUGUAGAUCCCCCAAACUAUAAUAUUUUUAGUAAUAUAGCAAAAACUCCAAACAAUGAUGUGGAGACAUCAUCUAACUCAUCAAGAGAAGAUAACCUAGUCUCAUAUUGUAUUCUAUCUGGGCGCGGUGGAGAUACCACUACAGAUCCUACUGACCAGCCUUAUCAAACUGAGGCCAAAACAUCACAGGACAUGCCAGUACUUCCUAUCAACUUGAUCAGAUCUCUAGAACAGUUGUAUGGCUCCUUGGAUUUACCUCUUGAUAAUGAAGGUUUCACUCUGGAUGACAAAACUGCCAGGAAGAUUCACAAAUGCCUGAAGCUGUUUUCUGUGAAGAAGGUUAUUAAAGUUACCCCUGACAUUAAAGAGCGGCAGUUGAAAAAUGAUGAAGCUUUAGCUCGAGCUCUCCAAGAAAAAGAAAAUGCCAAAAGUGCUUCAAAAAAUACCCAGAAAACAUCAUUGAAUCAAAAUCAUAGUGUUCCUGGCUGGACCAAUCAGAGACCACCAUGGAUGUAUGAAUCUACAAAUUCCCCUAGUUCAGAAAUGAAGAUCUCAGGCAAUAACAGUAGCUCUUUGAAUCUCAAUAGGCCAGGAUCUGUUGCAGACACAUUAAAUUUAUUGAGAGGAACAGUGGGGAAAAAAGUAAAGCCAUUUAAAUUUCAAAAAAAGAUGCCGAGAAUUGCAAUGAAAUCUGUUUGGUCUGGGGUGAAGAGAAGGCAUCAGGCAGACUCUUUACUUUCUAUCAUGGAGGAAGAGAAGGCAAGGGAGGAAAGCCAAAAAGAGCAGAUGAGACUGAUAGAGUUGACUGGAGACUCCCAGGCAUUGGCUACAAGAAUCAAGAGAAUGGAGCUGUCUCAGUUGUAUCCCAGCCUGGGGCCUGAUUUCCUGGAGGAAGUCUUCAUGGAUGCUGGCUACUCAAUAGAAGAAACAGUCAGAGUGUUAGAGGCAGCUUACAACAUAUCUCCAGCUCCUAUGUCUAAAGAAAGACAAGAUGAAAUCCUGGAACAGAUGAAAGAGAGAAACCAGCAGUAUUAUUACCCCCAGUAUGUCAGUGAAAGAGAUGCCUAUGACCACUAUGACUAUCUGGAUGAUGUCCCCUGGAGCUACGAGGACUUGCGAAAUGAUGCCAAUGUUUACCAUAACCUGGCUAAGGAAUGUAAAGACCAGGCCAAUAGAUACACAGCUGAUGGGAUGCCCAGUGCAGCAUUGUUUUACAGACAGAAGGCUAAAGAUUAUAAAGAACGAGAGUAUGCUACAAAUCACAAAGCAGCAGAAAUCUUGUUUGAUAAAGGGAGGGAAAGGCUGGCUAAAGAAAAUACUUUGGACCUUCAUUUUUACCAUUUGGAUGAAGCAUUGAUUGCUGUCAACAGAGCUGUCUCAUUAAAAGAAGAAGAAUAUCGUCUCAGAAAGGACAAGAAAAAUACUUAUGUGAAUAUAGUCACUGGCCGUGGACGCAACAGUAAAGAUGGUGUGCCUAUUUUAAAGCCAGCUGUCAUAAAUCAUCUGCGAGAUAGAUGCUUCAGAUUUGAGGAGAAAUCGCCUGGAAUGCUCAAAGUUUACAUAGGACAAAGAAUUUGAUUGGUAAAUAUUAUAUGAGAAUGACACUCAUCAUCAGGAAUUAAAGACUUGAUGUUUAUAAUUGUACUCAUCAUCAGGAAUUAAAGACUUGAUGUUUAUAAUUGCCAACACAUUUACUGCAUCUAGCAGAGGAUCAGAUUAUAGAAUUCUACAAAUAUUUUGUCCAGGCACUAGAAUGUUUUUGUGUCCCUCAAUGAUCUCUUUCUCUCAGUGUGUUUGUAACAUUGUAUCAUUUGUUAUGUUUAAAGUGAUUUCUAGUCAUUAUUAUGAAAACACAGAUAGCUAGUCCUUGAUUUAAUGGAGAUUAAAGCUUUUCUGUUAAUGCACUGUUUGCCAGUGAUUAGAUGAUUAUGAUUAGAUUAUACAAGAAAAACCACAUCUUAUCAUUUUCUGCUCGUCUUCAAUCAUCUCAUAGUUUUUAAACCAUAACAAAGUCUUGGGACCCUAGCUGUUAUAAAAUAUGGGUCUCAACACUAUUUGACAAGAGUUAAUUCUCCUCUUUUUUUUUGUUUUCAUUUUUCUAAACCUAACUAAAUUAAUUUCCAGGUAUUAUAGAAGUUUUACUUCUUACAUUUUCUGUAUUAUCUCUUUAUGGAUGUCGACUUUUUUAAUCAAUGGAAUUAUUUGUACCAUGUCUGCUCUUUAACUAUUAUCUAUAGUUCUUUCAACAACAUAUUUUUCCAUUACCAGUAAAUUUUCUAUAAAAAAAAAUAAUGUGAAAUGCCUUGUUGAGGUGUUUUUUUUUCCCCUUUUAUGAUGAAUUUAUAAUCUUCACUAAUGUUUAAUAAUUGAAAUCAUUAUAAUUUUUUUAAUGAACUUUUUUUUUGAUGUUCACUAUUGCUGUUAUAUAGUGUUGCUCUUGUUAAAUGAGCAUAGAAUUAUAAUUGUUUUAUUAUGUUAAUGUUAGGCCAGCAUUAAGUAAAUGGCAGCUUUUUAAAAAAUUGUUUGUUAAGCCUAUUAGUAUUUGUGAAGUUUUGUGUUCUAAGGCUGUAAUCCUGAGAUUCAAAGCAGCAUGUCCUUGGUAAAUAUUAACAAUAUUAUACAAACAACAGCCUAGUUGAUCUUAGGAGAAAACAUUGUGACACUACUUAUAGCUUGGAAUGUGUCACCAGGCACCAUUUAAUUGGUACUAACAUUUCCAGUGUCAUACACUCCAUCAAGUAAUUUUAGUGUACUAAUUCACUAUUAGCCUUUUUUUGUGAGUCUAAGACAAGAAAAAAUGUUAUAUGGAAAUUGUAGACAACUUGUAGCUAAUAUCUAUAGAUUAUUUUUGGAAAGGAGGGGGGGGGGGGUCAUUCCUUGGUCUUGUCCUUAUUAAAAUCCUUUACAUGAGAAGCUUUCUUCCCUUAUCCCAUAACCCAUCCCACCAUCCAUUACAUGAAUAUCUUCCAGUUUCAAAUAUAUAUAGUUAUAUAUAAAAGGGUGAAAUGAAUGUUAUGUCAGAAAAAUAAAUGUCCCACAUUGAUAUAUAAUGAUAUGAUCCUCAGAUUCUGAAACAUCACAAUGCUUUCACUGUUGUUUUUAGUGAUCUCUGUAUCAAUGGAUAGAAUACAUGCAUGAAAACUGACAGGAUAAUUUUGUACAGUGUAGACAGUAGAUGACAUAUUUUGUGUCUCACCUACAACUACAAACUAUAUGGAGAAAUGUUUUCUGAAUAGAUUGUGCCUUAUAAACUUGGUGGUAGUGCAAUGUUUGUUUUGGACUCUUUGUCUUACAUUGUAUAGUGUGUAUAGUGUGCAACUCUUGAAUAUACUGUACAUUCAGCUUGUAUUGUAUGGUGUGCUACCCUUGAAUAUACAAUACCUGGUUGAGACUUUCAAAUGUAAACACGAAUGCCUUGAAAUUUAAUACAUUUUCUAAUCAGAUUUUGACAUAGACAAAUUUGGUUGUUCUAUUCUAUUCUUAACCAAAUCAUUUUACCUUUAUCUCUGUGUACUUGGUGUUGGCUAGAACUUGCAAAUAUACAUAUAUAUAUUUUUUUUAGAUUUAACUGAAGUGUUUAGUGCUAAACAUUGAAAACAAGAAUAGGCAUCAACAUAUAUAUAUAUAUAUAAUGUGUGGUGGAUAAAGUAGUUUAUUUUUAUUUUAGUUUUUGUUGCUUCAUUUAGCAGUUAGAUCAAUCAACUGUUUUGUAAAAUAUUUUUUUUAACAUAAAAAGGAAAAUAAACUUUUACAUUUCUUUUUUGUUUUAGCCAUGAAUAGUCAUUUUUUACCUAUACUUUUAAAAAUAUUUUUUCCCCUUGGCAAAACAAUUUUUAUGCAUAAUUUUAUACCUGUCGCACCAUCUUUUUAAGUUGUACUAAUCGAAUAUUGUUAUGUAAAUAUUAUAAAUACGCCUGACACAAUAUGUAUGUUCUUUUCACAUUUGUACAUUUUAUGUUAAGCUUAACAAAUAAUGAAUCAAAUAUUGAUGUGUUAGUUUGGUAAAAGUUGAUACAGUUAGUGUUAUUGUUGGUGUGUCAAAGUUUUGGACUAUACAAUUAUUUUUUUUCUCUUCUGUGAAUGGAAAUUAAAAUGUGCUUGUAUGUAAAGAUUAGGCUGGAUGCUGACUUGCAAAGAUUUGUGAAGAAAACUAUUUGGCAACUGGGUUUAUUUGAUCUGAAUUGCUUAUUAAUUCUGUCAAACAUUUCUACACAUUCUAUGUACACAUUUGUAAAUAACCUGGUGAAAUACUGGACAGUGUAAGUCCAAAUAUUGCAGUGAUCACAAUAGUUAAUAUUUUUAUACUAUAUACUUUACUCAUAUUAUUAUUUUUUUGUUUACUGUAUUCUAAUUUUUCUUAAAAAAAAUGUUUUAUAUAAUUACAAUUGACACAAUUUGUGUUAGGCCUAAAUAAUUUCAAGAGAUAACUUUGUCUUUUUUUUUUCACUUAAUAAUUUUUUGGCACUAUUCUUUUUACAGUUUGAAGAGAUAACAUAGUCCACCUUAUUAGAUCUAACCUGCACAUGUUGCCUGCACAAACUAACGUGCACUUCAAUUAGGAUAAAUGUUUUCCUACUUGUAAUAAUAAGUACAAAGCUUAACUGAAUGUUUGUUAAAUCAAUAGGAAUACAUAAUAGACAUAAACUGCAUUCAAAACAUGACUUUCAUUAUACAUAUUUUUUUUUACCAACAUAACCAGAUCAGGACAAUUUUUGAAUCAGGCUACAGUUUAAUGUUUUUUCUGGAAUUAUUUUCAGUCUACUAACUUUUGCCGCAUUGCUCAUGGGAUUGGUUUGUGCUUAUAUUUGCUGUGUGUUGCUGUUCCAACCUGUACAUACUUAUCUUUGACCUCUUGUGUAUUUUAUAAACUUGCUCAGGAUUUUUUAAAAUUAUGUAAUUUGUUGUAGUGAUGUACACUACAUGUCAGAAGGAUUUUGUUUUUACAUUUUAGCUUAUUAGUGAAAUGUGAUAAAUAGCAUUUAAAAACAACAACAAUAUAUUUGUAUAUUUUUGUCACAUUUGUAUAAUCAUUUUAAAUAUAUAUUUCAACUCAGUAUAGUUAUACAUUGACCAUAGAUAUAUAUUGACCAUAGAUAGACAUUGACCAUAGAUAUAUAUUGACUAUAGAUAGACAUCGACUAGUUUUACAAGGCAGCUUGAAACUUUUUUUUUUUCUUUUCAUACGUUAUAAAUAAUGAAUAUUUUUAGUAAAGACAUAGCCGUGGGUUUAGCAGAGUUUUAAAUUUAAAAUAGUUUAACUUGCAGGCCUUAUUUGAAUCAUUCUUUCCAGCCAUAAGGGCCAUCCCUUUUAUUCUAGCUGAUCUUAACUAUUAAUGAUGAAAUGACAUCUGACAUAUAUUGGUUUUGGAAAUAUGUAUUUCAAGAUUUGAAGAUUGAUUUAUUUGAUAUAUUCUUUGAUAUCAGAGUUGUCUACCAUGAACUCUAAUAUUGACCUGAAGGGUUCCUAAGAGCCAUGCAAGAUGCAGAUUCGAGUGACAGAGCAACCCUAUUUGCAUUAUAAAUCUGUUCUUUAUCAAAUAUUACCAGCAUCGUGUUUAUUGGAGAUGAUCAUUUCUAUCCAGCUCUCUGUACACCAGCUCUUUACCCAACAGUUCAAGUGUAGUUGUGUUCAAUUCUGUUUGUGUUUGUUGUACGUUGUAUUUGUGUUUUGUUCAGUUCUAUUUCUGUGUGUUUUCGUUAAGUUUUAUUUGUAUUUUGUUCAGUUCUAUUUCUGUGUGUUUUCGUUAAGUUUUAUUUGUAUUUUGUUCAGUUCUAUUUCUGUGUGUUUUCGUUAAGUUUUAUUUGUGUUUUGUUCAGUUCUAUUUCUGUGUGUUUUCGUUAAGUUUUAUUUGUGUUUUGUUCAGUUCUAUUUCUGUGUGUACUUCUGUAAUUCACCUCUACAAGAUAAUACUUUCUACAUUUUCAUAUUGAAAGGUUUCAUGAGAGUCAAUGUUUUCUUUCUGUUUAUUUCAUGAUUUGAAGCAAAUAGAUGAAUGAAUAUACAAAGAAUAGUAACAUUACGUCGACUGAUGGAUAACCAUGUUGUACUCCUAGCCUGACUUCCUCUGUAGACACAAAAUGUCUUGGAGCAGAAAGUAAUUUCUCUUGCUGUCUUUCAAAAUGAAUUGUUCUGGUGAAAUAAAAUGUUUAAUUCAACGCA